AUUUCUUGUCUACUUCACACUGUCAUUGGCGCAGCCCCCAGUAUGUGCAAACGCGGGCCGAAGUCCUCGGGACCCAUAAGGUCACCUGCUUUCAGUUACUGGCAGUACCUCCAGGAUAUUCAGCUUAUCAGCGACAUCGUCUUGUCAUCUGCCUUCAGUGAACGCCGACUUUACGGCCGAAUACCACGCGAAAUAGAUAUACCAUGAGCAAACCAUUGAAGGCUACCGUAAACUGUGAUAUGGGGGAGGGCUUCUCCUUGUAUAGCAUCGGAGACGACGAAGCUCUUAUGAAGACGAUCCAUUUGGCAAAUGUUGCCUGUGGAUUCCAUGCUUCCGACUUCUCAAUCAUGAACAAGACAGUGGCACUCGCUAAGUCUAACAACGUUCUCGUGGGAGCCCACCCUUCCUUGCCUGAUUUACAAGGUUUUGGGCGUCGCGAGAUGGCAAUUGAGCCGGAUGAGCUAGAGUCCUGCUUCAUCUAUCAGGUAGGUGCAUUGGACGGGUUUUUGAAACGCCACGGCCUUCCAAUGAAUCACAUAAAACCCCACGGUUCUGUUUAUGGUCAGACAGCACGCUCUAUCAACCUUGCACGGGCAGUUGUUGGCGUCACAAAAAUCUUCAAAUCUAGCGCGGCCAGUCCUCAAGGUGUAGCCUUUAUGGGGCUUGCUGGAACAGCUCAUCAACAAGCUGCAGAAGAACUCGGCGUGCCGUUCAUUGCAGAGUGGUUUGCUGACCUCGAUUACAACGACGAGGGAAAAUUGUUGAUAACGAAGAAGCAUGAUCCAGUACCCAUUGAAGUUGUGCGCCAACGAGUAACAAACCUUUUGAGGUUCCACAAAGUUUCUACAGUCGGAGGCAAGCUGCUCGACAUUGGAGCAAAUGUCGCUGAGGUCUCCAUAUGUUGCCAUUCCGAUACUCCAGGUGCGGUGGAAAUUGCCCAAGCAGUAAAAGCUUUGGUAGACGAAAGCAACAAAGAGGCACACUAUGUGUGAACGGAGGAAUUUGAUAAUGAGUGCAAGAGGUUCCAGUCCGAGAAUCUCCCAUUACUAAAGACUAGUAUGUAGUGCGAGCUGUUGCGCUAGCACUAGCCAUCCAAGUCUCCAUCUGAUAGUCCCGAACCAUUGGCAGCGCGCACGGAAGUUGGAUUAAGACCAGCAUCUUCAUGUCUAAAUGGAUUUUCAUUCGGAUCUUCCUCCUGAAGCAAAACAGCAGAUGAGCCUUGGACGUGCCCACACGUCCAGUUGCCUUGCAUCUUGAACUACUAAUUUUGAAAAGUACAGGUGAUAGUUCGAAGAAGCUUGUCAUGAUACAGCCAUUGCCCUAUGGGAUGGCAUCAUGGUUUGACCUGAUGC
Suillus bovinus is the source of this 1352-nucleotide messenger RNA. Its product is annotated as lamb YcsF family protein. The transcript is spliced from 11 exons. The record is from RefSeq and is a predicted model, not a curated record. Bases 204 to 992 code for a protein of 262 amino acids. NCBI's taxonomy places the organism in Eukaryota, Fungi, Basidiomycota, Agaricomycetes, Boletales, Suillaceae. Gene Ontology annotation, biological process: carbohydrate metabolic process.